AUGCACUGGGCAAAAGCUGAUAACCAGAAAGUUGCAAUGGUCUUACUGGACUUUGAAAAAGCAUAUGACAGAAUAGAAUGGCCAUUUGUUAGGGGAAUGCUUCAAGCAUUUGGUUUUCCCUCAUAUUUUUGUAAAUGGAUAGAUAUUAUUUUUAAGGACUCAUCCACAGUUGUUGAGAUUAAUGGUGAUAUGUCUGAAGCCAUCCCAUUAAGGAGAUCUAUAAGGCAGGGGUGCCCUAUUGCCCCAGCCCUAUUUGUCAUUAUUGCAGAUGCUCUCUAUUACAUUCUAAGGGCCCUGAAACUUGGACCCUCUAUCAAAGGGCUUACUCUUCCUAAUGAUGAUAAUCUGAUUAAUGCUCAAUUUGCUAAUGAUAUUGCCUUAUUCCUAGCCCUAUUUGAGGAUAAUUUUGACAACGCCAUGGAAAGACUUCAGUUCUUUUGCUUGGCUUCUGGAGCGAAGAUAGCCCCUCACAAAUCCACUAUCUUUGGAUGGUCUGAAAAUCCCCCAAAUUGGAUCAUAGGUAAAGGGUGGCAAUGGGCAGGAUCGAACCAUAUUGUAAGACCUAAAUGUAUGGGGGGUCUGGGUAUCAAGGAUAUUAGGGCUCAUGGCAUUGCCCUAGCCUCCAAAUGGAUUGUAAAAUCCCUAUAUGGAAAUGAACCUUGGAAGGUGCUAAUAAGAAAUAAUAUUAAAAGGUCAGUUGUUAAGAAAGGAAAAACAUGGACGAAUAUCCCUUUAUGUGAUAUUGUACUUGGGGACUAUAACAUGAAAGUGUUUGGAUCUAGUGUUUUUGCAUCACUUUGGAAGGCAUGGUCACAGGUUUCUGAUGUCAUGGAGAUAUCUAAAGACAAAUUUAUGACUUUGAUUCAUGAGGGUGUCCUACAGAUCUAUAAGGAGGAUAUCCAGUCUGUUCGCUACUUCAGAAAGCAUAUGGAUAUGUUGCAGCCUAAGGAGAUCGAGGCCUUGACCCAAUACAUGAGAAAGCUCAAGCUUGAAGAUUUAGAUGGAUAA
Cryptomeria japonica (Japanese cedar) is the source of this 1008-nucleotide messenger RNA. RefSeq lists its product as uncharacterized. Lineage: Eukaryota; Viridiplantae; Streptophyta; Pinopsida; Cupressales; Cupressaceae. The record is from RefSeq and is a predicted model, not a curated record. The transcript has 3 exons. The coding region runs from base 1 to 1008 and encodes 335 amino acids.